Molecule: messenger RNA, 2730 nt
Organism: Passer domesticus (house sparrow)
Lineage: Eukaryota; Metazoa; Chordata; Aves; Passeriformes; Passeridae
Gene: BDNF
Product: brain derived neurotrophic factor
Exons: 2
Coding region: 958-1698 (246 amino acids)
Biological process (GO): cell surface receptor protein tyrosine kinase signaling pathway; memory; positive regulation of peptidyl-serine phosphorylation
Cellular component (GO): dendrite; axon; synaptic vesicle
Molecular function (GO): nerve growth factor receptor binding; growth factor activity
Source: RefSeq, a predicted model, not a curated record
CGGAGCGUGCCAUCUCUCUGUCUUUACCGAGAUCAAAUGGAGCCAGUCAAUCAGGGGAUACCAUUAUUGCCUCCGCCAUUCAAUUUCCACUAUCAAUAAUUUACUGUACUUGCUGCACGCGCAGGAGGAGGAGGAGGAGGUGGCCAAACAGAUUUUGGUCGUGGGGUACGGGAUGCGCCCCGCGGGCGGCCGGGCAGAGCCGAGCCGGGCGUUCCCCCCGACACCCCCGGGCUCCGCGGUCGGCCCCGUCUCCGCCGGCGGGCGCUGAUGCGACGGGCGGUCCCGCUGCCGGUCCCGGUCUCGGUCCCGGUCCCGGGCUGGGCAGAGCCGCCUCGGGACCGCUGGGACCGAGCUCCCGCUGGGCGCCUGCAGAAAGUCACCGGUGUAACGUUACCUGGGGCGCUCAUUAAUAAGCAAUGCCUGUUAUUAUCUUGAUUGCAUUCUUAAUAGGCGAACUACGGAGAGGUCAGCGCGGGAGCGAUAUUUAAAUGGAUUGGGCUUGCUUAAUACCCGGCGGAGUAAACCAAUAUCCCGCCGCGGGCGGGCCGACCCCCCCCGCGCCCGCCCCGCUCCCCGCUCGGGAAGCGCCGGGGGAGCGGAGCGGAGCGGGGCCGGGCGGGCGGGGCGGGGGCGGCGGCGGGGCGGGAGGCGGUGCGGAGACUCGGAGCGGGGCAGCGCGGUGCCUACGGCCGCCGCAGCCGCCGGCCGGGGGCGAAGCCGCUCGGCGAGGAGGAGGCGGCGGGGCUGGGCCGGGAGGCUCCGGCGGAGUGUGGGAUCCGGCCGCGCUGCCCUCCCGCCCCUCAUAAAGCUUUGAUGAGACACUUGAGACGCCGCCUGUGUUGUCGAGGCGGCGGGAGGCGGUCGGUGGGACUGAGCGCCCGGGAGAGGAUGUGACUUCCCGGAGGGGACCCGGACAGGCUUUGUGUGGACGACAAGUUCCACCAAGUGAGAAGAGUGAUGACCAUCCUUUUCUUUACUAUGGUUAUCUCAUACUUCACUUGCAUGAAAGCUGCCCCAAUGAAAGAAGCCAGUCUAAGAGGACAAGGCAGCUUGGCUUACCCGGGGCUCCGGACCCACGGGACUCUGGAGAGCAUCAAUGGGCCCAGUGCUGGUUCCAGGGGCCUGACGUCGCUGGCAGACACUUUUGAACACGUCAUAGAGGAGCUUCUAGACGAGGAGCAGGACAUCCAGCCCAGCGAGGGAAACAAGGAUGCAGACUUGUACACAUCCCGAGUCAUGCUGAGCAGCCAAGUGCCUUUGGAACCCCCGCUGCUGUUCCUGCUGGAGGAGUACAAAAACUACCUGGACGCCGCCAACAUGUCCAUGCGGGUGCGGCGGCACUCGGACCCGGCGCGCCGCGGCGAGCUGAGCGUGUGCGACAGCACCAGCGAGUGGGUGACGGCCGCCGAGAAAAAGACUGCGGUGGACAUGUCCGGGGCCACCGUCACCGUGCUGGAGAAAGUCCCCGUGCCCAAGGGCCAGCUGAAGCAAUACUUCUACGAGACCAAAUGCAACCCCAAGGGGUACACAAAGGAGGGCUGCAGGGGCAUAGACAAGAGGCACUGGAACUCGCAGUGCCGAACUACGCAGUCUUACGUGAGAGCUCUCACCAUGGAUAACAAAAAGAGAGUUGGCUGGCGCUUCAUAAGGAUAGACACUUCCUGUGUAUGUACAUUGACCAUUAAAAGGGGAAGAUAGUGCAUUCGUGUUGUAUAGAUUAUAUUGAGACAAAAUUAUCUAUUUGUAUAUAUACAUAACAGGGUAAAUUAUUCGGUAAAAAAUAAUUUUAUGGACUGCAUGUAUGACUGAAGUUUAUACAGUACAGUGGUUACACAAUCUAUUUAUUGAACAUAUCCAUGACCUGAAGGGGAACAAUAGUCAUUUGCGCACAAGUUUAAACAAACAAACAAAAAAAAAAAAAAAAAGAAAAUCAAGCUAACAAAAAAGUCUGCAUUACAUUCCUCCAUAACAUUGUGGUUUGUCGCCGUUGCCAAGAAUUGAAAAUAGAAAAAAUUUUUAAAAAAAAUAAUAAAAUUGCAUGCUGCUUCAAUUGUGAAUUAAUGAUAAACUGUCCUCUUUCAGAAAAAUAAAUUGAACCAAAACAUUCUGUUUACAUUUUAGACAGUAAGUAUCUUUAGUCUGUUAGUAUAUAUGUUUACUGCUUCUAACUUCUGAUAGCGUUGAAAUUAAAACAAUGUCAAGGUGCUGUUGUCAUAGUUUUACUGUUUCUCUUUUACUUUUGAACUCCCAUCAGAUUGAAAAACAAAAAAAUCGUUACCUUAUUCUGGAUUAGAAAAAAAUUUGGUUUUUGUAUGUUGUGAAGGUGUUUGCAAUAGCAGUCCGACUACUGACAAAAAAUAAUAAAAAGAGGCAACUGAAAAAGAAUGGUGAUGUUCCACUUCACAUUGUUGAACUUCAGGCUUUAAGACAACGCCUAUUUAACUGUAUGGCAACAUGCUUUUUUGGUUGUUGGGGGGGUGGUUUGUUGUUGUUGGGCUUUUUUUUUUUGUCUUUCUUUUUCAAUUUUCAGUCUUUUGAGACAUGCAUUUGCUUAUACCAUGUUUGCUUGCGUUUGAGAAUUUUUCCCCCCCUUUUCUCCCUCUGGAGGGACAUUGGUUGUGAUCGUCAAGUAUUUCACUUACCAUAGAACUGGAGCUUGUCAUAUAGAGAAUAUUCUAUAGUGUUCAGAGCAAUUAUUUUCAUAUAAUAAAAGACUGUGCUUGGAUCAAA